UUAACCUUCUUCAGCAGUUUGAAAAAAAUGAGGACGAUAAAUGAGAAGCUGACGAAUGAAAUUUCAAAUCAACUGAAUGAUGUGGAUGUGGCGCUGAACAAGGAUGCAGACAUGAUUGCACUGGAAUUUGGAGAAAUCUUCAGAACUCUGGAAAUGAAGAAACAGCAAUUGCUAGAAGAUGUUGAAAAUCAAAGAAGUAAAAAAGAAAAAGAAUUUGCCAUUUGGAAGAAAAUGAAGGAAACUCACAAGAAGACCAUUGAGAAUUUUUUGAAGGAUUGUGAAAAGCUUGUCCAUGAGUGUGAUCCUCAGCGUUUCCUGGAGGUGGCCUGUGGCUUGAAUGCAAGAAUGAAAACCCAGCUUGACCUGAUGAAUAUAGCAUCCAGCUUUGAAAAAAAACCAGACUGUCCUCAAAAGAAGAUGGAUAUCAAACCUGUGGUUAAUAAAAUCCUGGCUUUGAGGUUAAUGCCUGUUAAUGAAGGCACUGAUAAAGAUCUACCUUCUGGGGGAAAUGAGGACCCAACAAAAAAUACUCUAUUUAAAAAUAACAUAAAGCAAUGGCAGGACCAGAAGAACACACCCAGCAUGUUUCUUCCUGUAGCAGGACAGGAGGAAGCACUGGCAGAUGGGAGCAGGAUUUGUACUCGCCUAAUGUCAAUAUCGGGAAUGUCCACAUUUCAAAACAUGAGUCAUGAG
Molecule: messenger RNA, 693 nt
Organism: Nestor notabilis (Kea)
Lineage: Eukaryota; Metazoa; Chordata; Aves; Psittaciformes; Psittacidae
Exons: 6
Source: RefSeq, a predicted model, not a curated record